AUGAGUAAAUUGACCUCUCUAAAUUUGUCACAUGUGGAUGUGGCAGAAAAUGAAGAAUUGGAUUUGACAAAUUUUUCACACUGUGACACGAUGAAAAAUUUGAAAUCUUUAAACUUGUAUGCGUGUCGAGUACCAAUUUCUUCAUUGCAAUCAUUGUUUACAAGUGAAAAGAUGAAGAAUUUGUCAGAAUUGAUCGUUUCAACACCAUAUUUUAAAUCUGACGACUUUAUUCGAGGCUUUGCUCAAUUACUGACUUUACAAAAUUCUUAUUUGAAACAUUUAACAAUUCUAGAUGUUUGUUUCAUGCCUCUGGAAGGUUCUCAAAUUCAUUCACUGAUUUCUAGUGAAAAUUUACAACACUUGACCUGUCUAAAGUGUUCCAGAAGUUUGUUGGAUGAUUUUGGAGUCACUAAAAUAGCAACAAGUCAUUACAUGCGAAAUUUGAGAGAGUUGACAUUGUGUGGAAAUUUAUUUGGAAAUGAUGGAUUGAAGGCCAUAACCACUAGUGAAUGGAUGAGUCAAUUAACAUCAUUGAGAGCAAGUGAUAACAAGAAGAUUACUGCUCAGGGAGCACAUGAUCUUGCAUCGAGUCCUUUCAUGAAAAAUUUAACAUGCCUUCGCUUGUCACGCUGUUCAGAAAUUGGACAUGAAGGAAUUUCUUUUAUUGCAUCGAGUGAAUAUCUUCAUCAACUUACGGAUCUCUCGCUUAGUUACAUCCAUUGUGGAAACGAAGGAGUUUUCCAUAUUGCAACUUCUGAAACACUCAAUCCAUUGAAACGUCUUUCAUUGAAAGGAAAUGAUAUUCAAGAUUUGGCCAUUCAAGUGCUUUCACAAAGUCCAACCAUGAAAAAUCUCACUUCAUUGAAACUAUCUGGAAAUUUGAUUGGAAAAGAGUCGAUAGAAGUUCUUGCUGCUCCAACUUCACACCUGAAUCGACUCGUCACUCUUGAACUCAGUUUAAACAAUGGUUUAUUUUCAACUCCAGAAGUAAUGCAAAUGUUCGUGAAUAGCAGAAAUAUGCACCAUGUCACUUGUUUGAAUUUACGAGAGACAAUUCCAAGAAGAAGAAGAAGUGAAGAUGCAUUGGAAGGACACGAAUGCAUUCGUCCACUUUUUACUUUUUUGGAAACAAGUCGAAACAUGUUAGGAAAUCUUACCGUGUUGAAUUUAAAUGGAAAUCAUAUUGGAGAUGAAGGAGUGAAAAUUAUUUCACAACAAUGUGAGCAUUGGAGUUAUCAUCGUCUCACUUCUCUCGAUUUGACCAACAACAACAUCACUUCGAAGGGAGUGAAUUUCAUGACAGCAAGUUCAAAUUUUUUGAAUCUUUUCGAAUUAAUACUCGAUGACAACGAUAUGGACGAUGCAAGUGCCAUCAUUAUUGCCAAUUCACACUCUUUCAAAAAUCUCACUACUCUCAGUGUGCACGGCAAUCGAAUUGGAAAAGAAGGAAAAGAAGCAUUGACUCAACUUGCAUCGCAACAAAUGCCAAAAUUGAUUCGAUUGAUUCUCUCUUGGCAUUCUAGUCCUAAAGUUGUGAGAAAGUAUCUGUAA
Molecule: messenger RNA, 1551 nt
Organism: Naegleria fowleri
Lineage: Eukaryota; Heterolobosea; Eutetramitea; Acrasida; Naegleriidae
Exons: 1
Coding region: 1-1551 (516 amino acids)
Biological process (GO): activation of GTPase activity; nucleocytoplasmic transport
Cellular component (GO): nucleus; cytosol; perinuclear region of cytoplasm
Molecular function (GO): small GTPase binding; GTPase activator activity
Source: RefSeq, a predicted model, not a curated record